AGUUUGAAGCACCUCGCGGUGCGAAGAUGCUGGCCGGGGCAAAGAUAGCACUGCGAACCAAACCCCGCGGCUCCUCGUCCUCCCCUCGCCCUCGAACACCAGAACGGCGCCGGCACCGACCUUGUAAGCCCGCCAUCCCCUUCCUCGCCGAGCUCAAAUCCAUCCCCGACCCCGCCGCCGCCCUCCGCCACCUCCUCUCCGCCUCCCCCCGCUUCCACGACCACCCUUCCUGCGCCGCCCUCGUCUACCGCCUCGCCCGCGCCCGCCUCUUCUCUCACCUCGACUCCCUCCUUCAUUUCCUCCGAUCCCAACAAAUCCCCUGCAAAGAAUCCGUCUUCAACUCCCUCAUCCACCAUUUCGGCAAAGCCGGUCUCCCCGACCGAGCCUUCCGCCUCUUCCUCGACCUCCCUUCCUUCAACUGCCCUACCGCCCCCUCCCUCCAGACCUUGAACUUCCUUCUCAAUUCCCUUGUCGACAAUGGCCGCCUCGACGAUGCCCGAGGAUUGCUCGACCGGUGCUCCGACUUCCAUAUACGUCCGAAUACCGUCUCUUAUAAUAUAAUCCUCAAAGGAAGCUGCUGCAAAAAGGAUGGACUUGAAGAAGCCCGUCAAGUGUUUGACGAAAUGGUCAAGAGAGGGGUCAGGCCGUCGUUUGUCACUUAUAAUAUACUCAUCGGGUUCCUUAGUAGGAACGGGGACGUGAACAUGGGUUUGAGGUUGAAAGAGGAGAUGAGUGAGAAGGGAACGCACCCGAAUGCAGUCACCUAUGCUUUGUUGAUGGAAGGAUUGUGCUUGGAGGGGAAGUAUGAUGCUGCGAAGAAGAUGAUGUUCGACAUGGAGUACCAGGGUUGCAAGACUAAGGUGGUGAAUUAUGGGGUUUUGAUGAGUGAUUGCGCGAGGAGAGGCGAUUUUGAAGGGAUGGAAGGGCUGCUUGCGGAGAUGAAGAGGAGGAAGAUCAAGCCGGAUGUUGCGAUUUAUAACAUUUUGAUCAACUACUUGUGUUUCGAAGGUAGAGUUGAUGAGGCUUAUAAGGUAUUGGUGGAGAUGCAGAUUAAGGGAUGCGAGCCCGGUGCGGCGACAUAUCGGAUGAUGCUUGAUGGGUUUUGUAGGGUGAAGGAGUUCAAGAAGGCGUUAGGAGUUCUGAGCGCAAUGCUGGCGAGCAAGCAUUGCCCGAGGGUGGAGAGCUUCAGGUGCUUGGCAAUGGGGCUUUGUGAGGGUGGGAGGUUGGAUGAUGCUUGUUUUGUUUUGGAGGAGAUGGAGAAGAAAAAGGUGGGGUUGGAUGGUGAAGGAUGGUGUGUCUUGGUUGAGGCUGUUUGUGGGAGUCAUGGGAGUGGGAAUGAGCUUUUAGGUGAGUUAACUUGUGCAAAAUUCCUGCAGAAUGGGGAGGGAGAAGGGUAAAUAUAUAUAUAUAUAUAUAUAUA
This is a messenger RNA of Elaeis guineensis (African oil palm), 1420 nucleotides long. RefSeq lists its product as uncharacterized. Gene Ontology annotation, molecular function: protein binding. The record is from RefSeq and is a predicted model, not a curated record. NCBI's taxonomy places the organism in Eukaryota, Viridiplantae, Streptophyta, Magnoliopsida, Arecales, Arecaceae.